Messenger RNA from Calypte anna (Anna's hummingbird), 1056 nucleotides. It is a transcript of the gene UTP11, whose product is annotated as UTP11 small subunit processome component. The record is from RefSeq and is a predicted model, not a curated record. Bases 126 to 887 code for a protein of 253 amino acids. NCBI's taxonomy places the organism in Eukaryota, Metazoa, Chordata, Aves, Apodiformes, Trochilidae. Gene Ontology annotation, cellular component: small-subunit processome; nucleolus. The transcript has 8 exons. Gene Ontology annotation, biological process: rRNA processing.
GGUGCCACGCCCCUUCCGCCCGGUGCCACGGGCGGUGACAUCGCGGUACACGGGGGAACCGGGCCGAGCAGAGCGGGGGCACCACCGGUACCGCGGGAUCCCGGGGCAGGCCCGGAGCCGCCGCCAUGUCGUCCGCCUUCAGGAAAGCCGCCAAGUCGGGGCAGCGCCCGCACCGCGAGCGGGCACAGCCCGCCGCACGGCAGAAGCUGGGCCUGCUGGAGAAGAAGAAAGAUUACCGGCUCCGUGCCCGUGACUACCACAAGAAGCAGAAUGCCCUCAGAGCACUUCAGAAGAAAGCUCUGGACAAGAAUCCUGAUGAGUUCUACUUUAAAAUGAUACAUGCAGAGCUAAAGGAUGGAGUUCAUGUCAUAAAGCAGCCAAAGGAAGAAGUCACCCCUGAACAGGUGAAGUUGAUGAGGACACAGGAUAUCAAAUACAUGGAAAUGAAAAGGGUGGCAGAAGCAAAGAAAAUCGAGCGGCUGAAGUCAGAGCUCCAUCUCCUGGACGCGGAAGGGAAGAGCCCCAACAAGCACGUGUUCUUUUUUGAUACGAAAAAAGAAGUUCAGGAGUUUGACAUUGCCACUCACCUGGACACUGUUCCAGAGCUCGUCAGCAGAACCUACAACCGGCCGACCAUCGCAACGCUGCAGAAGGAGACACUGAAGGGAGCUACAAAUCCUGCCCAAUUAAAGAAAUUAGCCCAGCAAAGGAAGAAUCAGUACGACCUGCUGAAGCAGCGUAUUGACAGAGAAAAGGCCAUGUUUGUUGUGGCACAGAAGAUCCAGACACGGAAAGAUCUUUUGGACAAAACUCAUAAAGUAAAGGUGAAGAAAGAGACAAAAAAUGGUCCAGCUAUUUACAAAUUCAAAUUUCAGCGGAAACGUUAAGGAUCCCAUUAAGUAACUGUUACCAUGAGAAAGAAGGAGGAUUCUCUUUAUGAAGAAGGACUGAUAACAUGUUACCAGUUUGUUUUCCACUGCUGCCUAGCACUCUGUUAAAACAAAUUACUGUGGGCUUGCUGUAGCCAUAAAUAUAUCUAAUUAAUUGAUUAAUAAA